AGAAGAAUGGAAACAGAAAACUGCUCUUUAUUACCUGACUUUUUUCUCCUGGGAAUUUCCAGUAACCCUGACAUGAAAGGGGUUUUAUUUGUUGUGUUUCUUGUUGUUUAUCUUAUUAUUCUGCUGUUAAAUAUUGGAAUGAUCAUUUUGAUCAGAUUGGAUUCCCAGCUUCAUACACCAAUGUACUUCUUCCUCAGCCACCUUGCCUUCUCUGACUUAUCCUAUUCCACCGCAGUGGGACCAAAGAUGCUGCUGGACCUUCUCACAGAGAAUAAUCCAAUCUCCUUUGUAGCAUGCUUCCUGCAAUUCUUAUUAGUAUGUAUCUUUAUAGAUAUUGAGUGCAUGCUUCUGGCAGUGAUGGCCUUUGAUAGGUACAAAGCCGUCAGCAACCCUCUGAUGUAUGCUGUGGACAUGUCCAGUAGAGUUUGUUACCAGUUCUUAACUGGAAUUUAUCUGUUGGGGACUAUAGAUGGCUUGAUACAUACUUCAUUGGCAUUCAGCUUAUGUUUCUGUGGCUCUACAUAUAUUAAUCAAUUCUUCUGUGAUUUUCCUGCUGUUUUAUUGCUUUCCUGUUCUGAUACACAGGUCAAUGAAUUGGUAUUGUUCACCCUUUUUGGUUUCAUUGAACUGAGCACCAUCUCAGGGGUACUUAUCUCCUACUGCUACAUUAUCUCCUCAGUUUUAAAGAUCAGCUCUGCUGGGGGUCGUUCCAAGGCUUUCUCUACCUGUGCCUCUCACCUGACUGCAGUUGGGAUUUUCCAGGGGACCAUGCUCUUCAUGUAUUUUAGACCUAGUUCAGCCUACUCUCUAGACCAAGACAAAAUGACAUCAGUCUUUUACCUCCUCAUUAUUCCCAUGAUAAACCCUCUGAUUUACAGCUUGAGGAACAAGGAUGUGAAAGAAGCCCUGGUAAGGCUGAGAAAUAAAAUGUGGUUCUGA
Molecule: messenger RNA, 939 nt
Organism: Chionomys nivalis (European snow vole)
Lineage: Eukaryota; Metazoa; Chordata; Mammalia; Rodentia; Cricetidae
Product: olfactory receptor 5W2-like
Exons: 1
Coding region: 7-939 (310 amino acids)
Biological process (GO): G protein-coupled receptor signaling pathway; sensory perception of smell
Cellular component (GO): membrane
Molecular function (GO): olfactory receptor activity; G protein-coupled receptor activity; odorant binding
Source: RefSeq, a predicted model, not a curated record